GCGCGGGGCCGGGCCCGGGGCCGCUGACAGCCGCCGCCGCGCCAUGUACGCCAAGGGCAAGGGCUCCGGCGUGCCCUCGGACGGCCAGGCCCGCGAGAAGUUGGCGCUUUACGUCUACGAGUACCUGCUGCACGUGGGGGCCCAGAAAUCCGCCCAGACCUUCUUGUCGGAGAUCCGAUGGGAGAAGAACAUCACGCUGGGGGAGCCCCCCGGCUUCCUGCACUCCUGGUGGUGCGUUUUUUGGGAUCUGUACUGUGCCGCUCCGGACCGCCGGGAGACCUGCGAGCAUUCCAGCGAGGCCAAAGCCUUCCAUGACUACAGCGCGGCCGCAGCGCCCAGCCCGGUGAUGGGGAACCUGCCCCCCGGGGAUGCCAUGGCCGGGGGUCCCGUGCCCCCCGCCUUCUUCCAGGUACCGAGCCCUGCGUGUCCCUGGCGUGUGCGCACACCUGAGCCCCGCGGGCAUCCUGGUAUGGGGGGCCCGAUGCAGCGCAUGAACCCCCCCCGAGGCAUGGCCGGGAUGGGGCCACAGAGCUAUGGCAGUGGGAUGCGCCCACCCCCCAGCUCGCUGGCCGGCCCUGGAAUGCCCACCAUGAACAUGGGUCCUGGUGGCCGCGGGCCCUGGCCCAACCCCAACGCCAACUCUAUCGCCUACUCCUCCUCAUCCCCUGGGAAUUACGUGGGCCCUCCUGGGGGCGGUGGCCCCCCCGGAACCCCCAUCCUGCCCAGCCCCGGAGACUCCACCAACUCCAGUGAGAACAUGUACACCAUGAUGAACCCCAUCGGACCCGCGGGGAACCGGCCCAACUUCCCGAUGGGGCCCGGACCCGAGGGGCCCAUGGGCGGGAUGAGCGCGAUGGAGCCGCACCACAUGAACGGAUCCUUAGGCUCCGGGGACAUGGAUGGGCUGCCAAAGAGCUCCCCCAGUAAUUUGGGGGCCCUGAGCAACCCCCCCGGGACCCCUCGUGACGACGCCGAGCUGAGCAGCAAUUUCCUAAAUCCCUUCCAAAGCGACAGCGUAAGGGACCCGGCGGGGACCCCCGCGGACCCCCGGGGGGGCAGGAGGAGAGGGCGGGGGGCCCGGGGGGGCCGGGGACGGGGGGGUUCAGCGAACAAAUCCCACUGGCGACCCCCCGAAAUUGUGUCAGCAUCACCAGCGGCGGCGGCGACGGCGGCGACAGCGACAGCGGUGGGGUCGCCUUGGCCGAGCGAGGUGUGA
Sturnus vulgaris (Common starling) is the source of this 1216-nucleotide messenger RNA. Lineage: Eukaryota; Metazoa; Chordata; Aves; Passeriformes; Sturnidae. The record is from RefSeq and is a predicted model, not a curated record.